Vollenhovia emeryi is the source of this 6632-nucleotide messenger RNA. RefSeq lists its product as uncharacterized. Gene Ontology annotation, biological process: signal transduction. NCBI's taxonomy places the organism in Eukaryota, Metazoa, Arthropoda, Insecta, Hymenoptera, Formicidae. Gene Ontology annotation, molecular function: actin monomer binding. The record is from RefSeq and is a predicted model, not a curated record. The coding region runs from base 601 to 6261 and encodes 1886 amino acids. The transcript is spliced from 12 exons.
UUUACAACGUUCGGUCUAUAGUGCUACGUCAUUUCUUGGAAUCCGCGCUCGGAAUUCGGCACCCGGCAAAACAUAGGUCACGCCGUACGCAGAGUUAGUUGUGUGACGACAGUCAGACGAGUCGCUCCACGUACCGUAUUAGUCUUUCGUGUUACGCGUUCGCGACAAGUACGGAACGAAACCGCGAUCGCUCGCGGCGAAUAAUUGGCGAUCGAUGUCGUCGCGUGAUCGCUCAAUCCCCGCGAUUUGCCAUCGAUGUUCGGGUCAGCCGGCGAGGCGGAUUUCUAGCGCGACUCACGCGCGAGAUCCGUAGGUCCGCGGAUCGAGGCGCUCGCUGACUUGAAAGAAUUUCGUCGUUGCGAUGAUUGUUUAUACGUGCAACUAUAAUUCGGACACAGUGAAUACAGUGGCAUUUGUAUAAGUGACCAUCGCUUUUAGAAACGGGAGUGCGAAUUGGCGAGUGCGUCGAAGGACAGUCCAGACAAGGAUACCUUAGGGGAGGACACCCUGCGGAAGGCAUCGGGCGCCAUUGCUCAAUUAAACUGGAUGUAACUUCGCUGCUGCGCAUCUUGUCGGAACAGAGAAGAGAGGUCAUCCAGAAUGGUUCUUACUGUGACUGAGGAUACUCCGGCGGAUAUGCUGACCGGAAGUAUGGAACUUCUAGUCCAGCUACCUCGAGAGCAUCACCUUGUUACGCAGAAAGUCACAGUACUGAGAAGCACACCAAUGAUGGACCUUCUGGUGCAGAUCACGACGGCUCACAAAUUGACGGCUUCGAGCUACACCUUACAAGCGAUCGGCGAACGUGGCUUGAUUCUUCCUCAUCAUCCGAACACUCCUAUAGGAGCAUUGGACGCUCUUCAGGUUAAAUUACUUCCCAAGCAAAACGCGUGCGUGCCGCAUAAAACCAAACAGGCUAAUCAACCUUUCGAAACGACAUUCAGAUUGCAGGUACAUUUGCCGAGAAAUCAACUGUACGUGUCGAGGGUCAGUCCAAAGAUGAACCUUGGAGAAAUUCUGGAUGAAGUGUGUCGCGAGAAGAAUCUGGACAAGAGCAAGUAUGAGCUCCGUCAUCCAGUUAAUCUGGAGGAGACAUUAGACCUAUCACUGUCUCUGCAGGAUUAUCACCUGCAGGAAGUGACUCUGUACGCGAAACAAACUAUGAAUAUGGGUCCAACAUUAAGUACAGAAGAUAUAAUGGCGUUGCAGAGGCAAGAGGAACGACGACGGCAGCAAACAAAGCAAAGUGUAUUCGGUUUCAUAUUUAAGAAGUCCAAGGAAAGCUCUCUGAGCACGGAUAGUCUUGGGGCACGCAGUGUAUCGCCAGCCAGGAGUGAUGAAACCGCGAGAAGCGUUAGUCCGCUUCAGCCGCCGGUUCGACCACAAAGAAAGAGAAGGCCAGCCCCGAAACCACCCGCCAAUGCUGCACAAAUUAUUCAAGAUAUGUCUGGAGGCAGCAACAAAGACAAAAUGACAAUCAGUCAUAGUCGUAACAGCAGCGAUAGUUCUGGUUACCAUGAGGCGUCCGUGCUCAGCGAUAAUCCAGAUUCGGCUGUGAGACUACCAGAAACUCUACCAAGGAGAAGCAAGGCACCAGGUUUGUCUGAUUUGCCCAGAAAAUUAGGGCAAACCUCACAGUCCAGCAAGAGUCUGGGUAAUUUACCAGCAACCAGUGAAACGCUCACAAUCAGUCGAGGGAUUAGCACCACUUCUCUUAGCUCCACUGGUCUUCGAAAGAAGAGAGCAGCUCCUCCUCCGCCGACGCCCAGGCCACUUUCAUCGACUACUUCCACGCAGGCUUUAGAACGCAUUGUCGAUUCCGAGGAGUCGUUAACAUCUGAUAUAGAACCUUCAAAACCGCCAUCAGAUAUUGGUGCGUCAUCAAAGGCCGGCUCCGACAUUGAUUGCCCCAAAGUUAAUUCCGAUAUCGGCAUCAGCGCACAGUCCAUGCGUCAAUUAGACUGUGAAUUAAAGCCAGAAAUUGCAAUGUACGAGCCCAAUGUCGACAUCCAACAGAAUUGUACUAUUGAAACAAAUACCGAAGCGCGUCCUAAAUCAGAUUUGGUUAUCUCCGAGAUUGAUAAAACGGAAAAGAUCGUACCUGUAGAAGCCACCCCGAUAGUAGAGCAAGCUAGAGUAGCAGCGAAGAAAGUUGGAGAGUCUGCACCCCUACCCAAGCCUCGAAAGAUUAAUACGAGUACACUUAGCGCUUCGGAAUCUCUGAAGAUAUCUAAGCAUAAAGUAACCCCGCCCUUAGCGCCGCCUAGAACUUUAAGCAUCAAGCGCGAUAACACAAAUGUUUUAUUACACGAGCAUAGAAAUUCUGAACAUAUUGAUAAAACAUGCUGUAGUACUCCACUUGUCGAUACGUUUUCAUUGGAUGCUACAUCUAAGCCAGAAGAAACAUCUUCAAAAUUGAAAGUUGACUGUACAUCUUUCAAUGAAAGUCAGAUAAAUCGGCAAACAAAAAUAUCAGAAAAUAUUGGCAAUGUUACAGCCGAAGAUGAUAUGCCUUUAAAAUCAAGCCGAGAUUCAAAUCAUCAAGUAAAAAACAACUUUGGCAUACAAAAUUCUAUGGAACUAAUUCGUGUUGAUUCAGAAGAAGCUCAUUCAAAAUUCGAAGAUAAAUUUGUAGGUGGAGAUAAAUUUAGCCAGGUGAAAAAGAUACAAGAUAUUGCCGACAAUGUAGAAAAUCGUAAAUCAUUAAAUUUGGACUUAUACUUAAAUAAUAAAGGACAUACCGUGCUUGAUACGUUAGAAUUAAAUGUAUCUUUAGCGAAAUUAUCUGAACGUAAUAUUAUCCCUCAAAAAAAUGAAAAUGAUUCUUUGGAACAAGAUGACAAGAUAAGAUCCGAAAAUAUUAUUUCAUGUAAUGAAAAUGAGUACCAAAGUGAUAGUUUGCGGAUGACAUUGGAUGACAGUUCUGUAAGUCAAAGUAUGAUUAAACUGGAUCAUAUGAAAGAAUCGAGAAGCGAACGGCUUAAACUAUUGCACCAUCAAUUCAUUUGUCAAGAACCAUCCAGUGCGCAGAGGAAAACAAUUGCUCCCUGCGAGAUUGAAAACAAUGUUAAGAGAGCAAAUUUGAAAGACGCGAUGUGCGGCGCAGCAGAGAAGAGCGACUUUGAGAAAGAGAAAAAAAUGUGCACAGUAAUCUCUACCAUACCAAAAUGCGAGCAUCUUGAUGCUAUAAGAGAAGACGGUGCUUUAAAUAAUAUCACAAAACGUGUCGUCACAGAAGAUAUCGAUGAAUUAUGUGAAAGACAUGAAAAUUAUCAGAGCGAAGAAUCAAGCGGCACGAGAAAUGCUAAACGAACGAAGGUAGUUCGGAGCCAAUCCAAGUCGGGCGACUUCGAGACAGACAUUUUGAAGAGACAGAGACGAUAUCUUACUUUGCCUCCGGAGGACAUUGCGCACGCUUUGAACUUCAACAUCCCCUCACAAAAUUUUACAUCUUUCGAUAUUGCAGAAAAGAACUGGGAACAAAUUGUGACAGGGCAUUGCACUGAUGAUAUGGGAAAUACGGAUAUAGAUAAGGGAGAAACAUAUGGUAAAUUAACCGCAGCAGUUUCCCAGGAUAUCCCAUCCGAGACUGAUAUCCUGCUGCAGAAGGUAUCGGAUACUUUAUCGAAUGUACUACCAACUUUAUCUUCCCCGAUAUCGGAAUCAUCAUCGUCUCUUAAGACAAGUUAUACAACUACAUCCAUGCAAACAAACGCUGUUCCCGAUGAUUCUGGAAUCACAUUAGAAUCUAUCGAGACAAAGAACGAGUCCAAUGAGCUUUACAGAUCGUGUAUCGAUUUUUCGGUAGAAAACGGCGUGAGUGCCAGCACACCGAAUAUAACUGUAGCAAAUUCACAGCAAGAUACAGAUUAUGUAUCGAUGAUGGGCGAAGAUUUGUCAAUCAGUGACUGGGAGUAUCAACUUCCGGCCCCGCCAAGUGCCUUUCGCGAUUCGUAUUCACCUAUCUACGAUGAUUACGAUACAGUCACGCUGAGAUCAGUGGAGGUCUUCAAGGAGCCAAUUACUAACUCAAUUUCAGAGCCAACUGAUGCGAUAGAUAGUGCCAAUAAAAACUUCAAAUCGAUUAAGAAUCUAUCAAAUAAUGUUAAAGUGAGUCGUGAUCAAGAGACUUUGAAAGAAAAAAUAGAUUUUGUGUCUGAAAAAGAAAUCGAUAUUAAGCAACCAACGAGCAAGCCUGUUGUUAAGCAAGCGCUCUUUACUUCACAAAAGUCAGAGACCGACCUGGACUUACGAAAAGAGAUGAUCUCGGAGUUGGAAAACAAACUAGAAACAGGUACAUUGCCACAGACUGUUAAUAAAGACUUGGAUCGAAGAAAUAUGGACAGCUUAUCCGCACCAGAGCUGGCACCUGUGGACAAUACCUUAUCUAACUUCAUUAUCACUACUUAUACUAAACAAAAGAGUCUGGAUAUUUUCGAAGAAUUCGAAGAAUCUAGCGAUUGUGCAAGAUCUUCAGAACAAAAAUUUAUUAAGACAUUUGCCACACUAUCGAGGAAUAACGCUGGUGCAUGUAAUUACGAUAAGAACAACGCAACAAGGAAUACGCUAUUAAUUAACAAUCUAUCGCACAAUAAGAAAGCAAUAAAUAAAUCUGAAGAAUCGAAUGCAGAUAACGUAGACUGUAAACUGGAGCCAAAGAUUCAUGAUCAGGGCAAGCUGCCCUACAAGUGGCAGUUUUUCAACGCGACCAAUGAUAAGACUAAUAUCCAACGAUCUAAGAGUUACAUAUCGAUGUCUAACAACGCCAAAUAUCAGAAGGAAGCACAAGGAAUCAAUGCAAAAUAUGAACCGCAAAUUAAUACAGAGAUUAUUGGUAUGAGGAAAGCUACGAGUAUUACUGAUUUGAAUGUUGACAUGUUAAGAGGUAACGAGAAAUUCUCACAAUGGAGGGACAAUAUACUGAAGAAUCAGGAGGAACCUACCAAAGAGAAGCAAUUACAAUCGUUGCAGGUACUAAAAAGCAUUUUGCCGCAGUUGAAGAACGCUCAACAGGCGGAGGAAAAUGUGUCCAAAGGCUAUAAUAACUCGUCAAUCCAAAGAACGAACAAAUACGAGUCCAACGAACAUUCAGGCAGAAUGAGUGCAGUUUUGACACACGAUUUUCAAGAAUCUUCAGAAUCGAAAUGUAAACCAUCGCUGAAAGAAGAAAGCACAAAACGUUAUGUUUAUUCUGGUCCACCUGCAAUCACUCUAGGCAGUUGGUUGGAAAGAUCCAGCGCUAACAUCCAAAUCAAAACAGACACCGAUUACACACUGGGAAGAAGUAAUACAACUAAUGGCAGUAAGACAAUUGUUAACAUUAAUGACAUUAAGAACGGAAAGGAUAUUACAGACUAUACUAGCGGCGUUAGUAAAAAUAAUGUCACUAAACAUGAAAUCAACAUUGGCUCUUUGGCAAAUACAAACCCUGAUGAAUUAAAUACAAAAAAAUUAAUCGCACACACGUCCAAUUUCAAGACAUCGAAUCGAGUUAACACAAUGUCCGAUUUGACGAAGAAUGAAGACAGACCUGUCGUGAUGGGGGUUGAACUAAAAAGAAACUUUGUCAAAACGUCGAAGGAAAUGCUCAAAAAUGACGAGAACGAAGUUAACACCACAGCGAUGAAUUUCAAAGAAUUGACAAAGACAUUCAGUCAGAAUGGAAAUUUUAAGCAGAAAUCUAAACGCUCUGAUAUUAAUAGUUCCUCCACGGAUUAUCGCAAUGUGCAGCAGAGAGAAAAAGAAAGAAUCACAAACCCAAACGUUAAGGAAGACGGUUGUGUCAGGUUCGCAAAGGCAACCAGCCAAAACAACAAUUUCUCGUUUAAAAAUCAGCCCAAAAUGUAUGGUGUUCAGCACAAAUUACAGGCAAAAAGGUUCACAUCUGUCGUAGGUGUAAAUGGGAUGAGUCAGAAUAUUGAGUCGCAAAGUGAAAUGCCUCUGAGAUGUAACGUCAAUAAUGCAAUAAAGAUUUAUCCACCGAUGCCGGUUGUAAAAGGAUUCAAGAUACCCACCGUUAACUCUACGAGAAAUAAUAAUCCUAUAAACCACAAUGGAUUAUCGAUGGUUGAUGGUUUUAACAAGAAUAUGCAGUCUUCUGAACUUCCAACGAUGCCGGUGAUAACAGGAGUAACGUUAAAGAAUGCCAAUGCGAGACCCAAGUCAAUGCCGGUCCAUUUAGAUCCUCGGGAUAUGCUAUUGGAGUCUAUUCGGAACUUCGGUGGACGUGAAAAAUUAAAAAAUACUACAGAGAAAUAUUAAUAUAGGCAGUUAUGGGACAUGUAAAUUUAUAAGGAAAUCUGAGCAAAAUUGUUUGAUGAUGCUCCAUUGAAAAUUACCAUUAAAAGUAUCAGAAUUACAUUCUGAAGAUUCUACCGUUCAUAAAAGUGUUUUGUAAAUAGUUUAGUAAAAAAAAAUUGUUUAACCCUAGAAUAUUAUUAGUGGCCGUUCAGAAUGCGUGUUCAAAAUUUUAAUUUGUAUUAUUAUUUUACUUCUGUACAUUUGCUUUAUAUUUUACAUACAGGGUGUCAUUGAAUAUUGAGGAUCAAAUUUGACAAUAAAUUAGACCGCCGGGCGGUCACAUCUCGCCACGCGCUCGAAUUGGGAGGUGGGCCGGGCUAAGACGACAAUUU